UUUCUCCCUCCCUCCCUCUCUCUCUCUCUCUCUCUCCAAGACGUCUCGGCAGCACCACCACCACAGUUCCCGUCAACUUGCUGAUGGAACCUGAUUGAACCCUCUCGACUCGCCUUGGCCCAAGCAACCGAUGCUCUUGACCCGUUCCUUCUUGCUUAUUCGCCCUUGUCUUGAUCUAGCUCUUAACUACGCUCGCUGCCACAAUAUGCAAGAUCGGGCUGCUGCAACGUCUUGAACCAGCCCUUCAUCUCAUUGAUGGAGCCUCCCCUGGCGUGUGCCCCAAGUAUAUUGCCCCGUCUUGCCAUCACCGGCCGGGGCUGUCCCAUCCAACUAGGCCAAUUUCCUCCAAUAGGGGCUUCGAGUGGAUAGUUUCCCCCAUGGCAUUUCGAGCUCCUAGAGCCUGGUAGCCUCCGUUAUGGAGCCUGACUACCGAGAGCCAAGCCAGUCCAGUUGCUGUUUGAUCUCGAGUUCUUCUGUUAUAUGAACCGUUUCUUUCCCGCAGUGGGAACAACAUCACUUCCUUUCCAGCAUCACACCGACAACUUUUCUCUCUUUCCUCCCCGUUCUUGUUCGUCGUCAUGCGUUUCGGUUCCAUCUUCUCCCUCGCAGCUGCGCUGCUGAGCGCCACCGUCGAGGCGUACGGCAACCCCGGCGCCUGCUCGGGCCAGUGCUGGAGUCACGAUCCUUCUGUUAUUCGCCGCGAUGACGGUACCUACUUCCGUUUCGAAACCGGCAGCAAGAUCGGCAUCUGGAAGGCUCCCGACUUGGUCGGUCCCUGGACCUACCAGGGCGCCGCUCUGCCCGCCGGCAGCAAGAUCAACCUUAAGGGCAACGAUGACCUCUGGGCCCCCGAUGUGAACAAGGUCGGCAACCAGUACAUCCUCUACUACACCGUUUCGUCCUUCGGUGUUCAGAACUCCGCCAUCGGCUAUGCUACCUCGCCCACCAUGGAGUUCGGCUCCUGGACCGACCAGGGCGCGACCGGUGUCGCUUCCAAGGCCGGCAGCCGAUACAACGCCAUUGACGCCCAGCUCGUCAAGUCCGGAAGCACCUACUACCUCAACUUCGGCUCCUUCUGGGAGAACAUCUUCCAGGUCCCCCUGAACGCCGCCGCCACCAAGGCCAACGGUAACCCGUACAACAUCAUCUUCAACGGCACCGCCCCGCAGCCUGUUGAGGGUCCCUUCAUCUACGAGCGAAGCGGCACCUUCUGGGCCUUCUUUAGCUCCGGCUCUUGCUGCGGCCUCGACCGCAACCGCCCUACUCCCGGAAACGAGUACAAGAUCUUUGUCUGCCGCGCGUCCUCGGUCAACGGCCCGUACACGGACAAGAGCGGCAAGAGCUGCACCAACGGCGGCGGCACUCUUCUCCUCGCCAGCCACAACAAGAUCUACGCUCCCGGCGGACAGGGUGUCUUGGCCGACCCCAAGCGUGGCGCCGUUCUCUACUACCACUACAUGAACACCGAUAUUGGAAUCGCCGACUCUCAAACCCAGUUCGGCUGGAACGUUAUCUCCUGGUCGGGUGGCUGGCCUACCGUUUGAGGUGGUGGUUGUGUCGGUGAUGACGGAGAGCCGUUGUGUUGUGGUGCCUUUUUUCUUGUCAAUAUUAGAGUCCAGUAUAUAUCACGGGACUGAUACAUUCUUAUAUACAUAGGCCUUUUUCUUGUGUUGUUUCCUUCUUUCCGAGGGGAACUGGCCUCAUUUGUCUGGCACCAAAUAACUCUACUUUGAUUCCAUUUCGUAAGACUACACAUGACAGACAAGAACGAAUGUUUCCCGUUCUGCAUUUGAUCAGGAAAGCCAUGCC
Molecule: messenger RNA, 1809 nt
Organism: Colletotrichum destructivum
Lineage: Eukaryota; Fungi; Ascomycota; Sordariomycetes; Glomerellales; Glomerellaceae
Product: Putative glycoside hydrolase, family 43
Exons: 3
Coding region: 579-1544 (321 amino acids)
Biological process (GO): carbohydrate metabolic process
Molecular function (GO): arabinan endo-1,5-alpha-L-arabinosidase activity
Source: RefSeq, a predicted model, not a curated record